AUGACUACAGUGUCUGUGGAUUUUUUGCAGCAGAUUACUCUUCUCGACCCGAUGAAUAGGAAGCAAACUAUCACAGAGUUAAAGAAGGUCCUCACGAAGCCAUUGCUAAUUUCUGAUUUUAAGAAAAUUUGGAAGGCUCUCUAUUAUGCUAUGUGGAGUUCUGACAAGUAUCAAAAUCAAUAGAUUCUUGCAACUGAAAUUUCAUAACUCACAAGAAUGUUCUACUCUAAUUUCACUGCAUUCAUCCAAUUCUCUAGAGCCAUGUUCCAUGUGUUCAUGCUUGAAUGGGAAAAGAUUGAUUACUGGCGAAUUAAUAAAUUUAUGCUGCUAUUCAGGGAAAUCAUAGAAGAACAAAUCAAAAUAUGCAAGCAUUUCAACUGGAAGACAGUUCCCCAACUAAUUGCCCUUUACAACGAGACUGUCUUGAAUCUUACCGAAUUCCAGACAGUAUAGGGAGCUGCAUUGCACUUCAUCCAAAUAUUCGUGUAGUGUAUGGCUAAACACAUGAGUGAUUCCACUGUUAGUUACGUUCAGGUUAAGGAACUUCUUGAAGGGUUCCUAGACAUUCUUAAACACAGUCCAAACAAGACUUUGAGGGAUAAAACCAUUCAAUAUGUCUACGAGUACAUAGAGGAGAGACAAGCUUAAGAAUCUUAUUUGCCUGCCUUCGACUCUAAGAAAUAUGGGAAUUAUGUCUUCAAGUUGGCAUCAUCAGAGAAUGUCAAUCCUUAGAAUAGGAAGGCUCUUUAUAGAGUGGCUGAGAUUUUUAAUUUUACAGAGGCAGAGGAGGAAUCACCUAAAAUUGAAGUGGAGGAAGUUCCGAAGAAGAAAAAGUAAAAAAAAAUAUAAGAAAAUCAAUAAAAGCAAAAACCAUAAGAAAAAAAAUAAUUUGAAGAAAAUCAUGUAUAAUAAUAAUAAAAUGAAGAACAACAAUUCAAUUAGUAAGAAGAAUAAGAGGAAUAAGAAGUAGAACAAGUGAUUUAGGUACCUUAAAAAGUUUAAAAAAAAAAUGGAAAAGAAAAAGUAGCAAAGGAAAAGGAGUCAUAAUAACAACAAAAUACAAAAGCCAAAUAAAAGGAAGAGAAAGCCAUUCUGAAAUUACAUAAGAAAUAAGAAGAACAAAUCAAUUCACAUUAUAUGCAAGACAGUCCCAUUCAAGAUGAAGAUGAAACCAUAGAAGGUGAUGAUUAUAGCGAAGUUAGAAAGAAUCCAAGCAAAUUGAAAACCCUGAAGGAUAUCAUGAACUCUGUUCCUGUGUAUUUGUUUAUGAAUCCAGCUGAGAAACGCAAAUACUUUAAGUCUAUCAAUAGUAGAUUUUAGGAGGCUUUGCAAAAAGAAAAAGGAACUCAUUGCACACACAACAAGAGUGUCCACUUUGACUUAGCAAGAAACAAAGUGAAAACUUUCAAAUAAACAGACAAUGUGCUCAGAAUUUCUAAGUCAUGA
Paramecium tetraurelia is the source of this 1446-nucleotide messenger RNA. RefSeq lists its product as uncharacterized. Gene Ontology annotation, cellular component: preribosome, large subunit precursor; preribosome, small subunit precursor; nucleus. NCBI's taxonomy places the organism in Eukaryota, Ciliophora, Oligohymenophorea, Peniculida, Parameciidae. The record is from RefSeq and is a predicted model, not a curated record. The transcript has 6 exons. Gene Ontology annotation, biological process: rRNA processing.